Toxorhynchites rutilus septentrionalis is the source of this 474-nucleotide messenger RNA. RefSeq names its product enhancer of split M1 protein (gene Kaz-m1). Bases 69 to 314 code for a protein of 81 amino acids. Lineage: Eukaryota; Metazoa; Arthropoda; Insecta; Diptera; Culicidae. Gene Ontology annotation, molecular function: protein binding. The record is from RefSeq and is a predicted model, not a curated record. The transcript has 3 exons.
CUCUCUCGGAAAUGCAUUAAUUCAGUCCACCUAGAACGAACCGUAGCUGUAGCUAUUCGCCCCACAAAAUGAGUCCAUUCAGUUUCUGGAUAUUGCUUUCUGCAAUUCUGUGCGCCACAUUACAACCGUCUAGCGCCAUUUGCCCGAAGGCCUGUCCACAUAUCAUGGAUCCAGUUUGUGGCACCGAUGGUCGAAGCUUCACCUGGUUCUCCAACGGUUGUUUGAUGCGUGCCCACAAUGAGUGCGAACGUAAUGGGGAAAAGCCAUUACGUGAAGUAGAUCUGAGCAACUGCGAGGAUCCUGGCUGGGAGUAAAAUUUGUGGUAUGCGUUUGAUCAGUGCGACAAUCCGAGGCUUUGUGAUUGGUGUUUUUUUAUUUGAAAUUUGUGUUAUUGAAAUAAAUCAAGUUGGAUUCAAUCUCGAAAAAAUCUAAACCUCUCCUUAACGGCUGAUUGCCGUUUGUCGAACAAAAUAA